Messenger RNA from Coccomyxa subellipsoidea C-169, 546 nucleotides. RefSeq names its product glyoxalase I. NCBI's taxonomy places the organism in Eukaryota, Viridiplantae, Chlorophyta, Trebouxiophyceae, Coccomyxaceae. The transcript has 5 exons. Bases 1 to 546 code for a protein of 181 amino acids. The record is from RefSeq and is a predicted model, not a curated record. Gene Ontology annotation, molecular function: metal ion binding; lactoylglutathione lyase activity.
AUGGCAGGUGGUUCAGAGAAAAAUCUCAAGGCUGUUCCGGGGAAUCACACAGAUGUUGACCCAGCUACAAAAGACUUUGUCUUCCAGCAGACUAUGUACCGUAUCAAGGAUCCCGAAAGGUCAGUGGACUUCUACACCCGCGUCAUUGGCAUGCGGUUGCUCACGAAGCUGGACUUUCCUGAGAUGAAGUUUUCCCUCUACUUCCUGGGAUUUCAUUCUGCUGAUGCAACCCCUGAGGACCCUGCUGACAGGGUGGAGUGGAUGUUCUCUCAGCCUGCAACUUUGGAGCUGACCCACAACUGGGGGACAGAGAGCGACGAUAACUUCAAGGGGUUCCACAGUGGCAACGAUGAACCAAAGGGAUAUGGUCACAUCGGCCUCGCAGUGCCGGAUGUUGAGGCGGCAUGCAAGCGCUUUGAGGAGUUGGGAGUGGCUUUUGUGAAGAAGCCCAACGACGGCAAGAUGAAGCACAUUGCCUUCAUCAAGGAUCCCGAUGGUUACUGGAUCGAGAUCCUCAACCCCAAGAAUUCCAGGCAGUUUGCCUAG